Malus domestica (apple) is the source of this 437-nucleotide messenger RNA. Lineage: Eukaryota; Viridiplantae; Streptophyta; Magnoliopsida; Rosales; Rosaceae. The record is from RefSeq and is a predicted model, not a curated record.
CAGUGUCCAUGAUUUUGUAUCUCAGGUACAUGAUACUAGCAACAACAACAGUGUCAACAUUUGUGAAAUAUGUUUUCUAUGUUACUGACAUGCUUAUGGAGGGACAAUGGGAGAAGAAGCCUGUCUACACGUUCUACUUGGAACUUAUUCGGGACUUGCUUCACUUGUCUCUGUAUUUGUGCUUCUUCCUCGUGAUUUUCACGUACUAUGGUGUGCCAUUGCACUUGAUACGUGAGCUCUAUGAAACAUUUAGGAACUUUAAGAUUCGCAUUGCUGAUUAUAUUCGUUAUCGAAAGCUCACAUCAAACAUGAAUGAUCGAUUCCCAGAUGCUACGCCUGAAGAACUUAAUGCAAGUGAUGCAACUUGUAUCAUUUGCCGUGAAGAGAUGACAACAGCCAAGAAACUAUUAUGUGGACACCUUGUAAAACAUUUGUGA